This is a messenger RNA of Hydatigera taeniaeformis, 1515 nucleotides long. NCBI's taxonomy places the organism in Eukaryota, Metazoa, Platyhelminthes, Cestoda, Cyclophyllidea, Taeniidae. The record is from the annotation of a GenBank genome assembly.
AUGCAUAUAACUGAAGACCACCUGUGCGUCAAGUUAGACAAAUGUAUGCCCUUCAAACUCCGCCGUGUGUUAGGUGUGAUUUUUGGGGUCACAGAAAUGAUUUUCUUUGGGGGCAUUUUUUAUGGGAUGAAUGCUCUUUUUCCUGUCCUUCAAAACGAAGGCAUUUUUGGUAACCUUUGCCCCCAAAACACUGCUAAUCUUGGCUGUGAUAAACAAAUUAACAUGUACGCCAACGCGCUAACAACAUACUCCGUUGUUAUGAUGGUCAUGUUAAUUGUUGUUGGUACUCUAAUUGAUUACAUUGGUCUUCGUGUUGUCAAGCUUAUAUCAACACUAUUGUACUUUGUUGGGAUGCUUAUGUUUGGCUUCGUUACUCCAUCUACAUCACCACUAAUCUUUGUUGGAGGAACAUUUGCGGCAGUUGGUGGAAUGGGCAUGAUGGUCUGCUCAUUUAGCGUCAAUCAGCUCUUUACAAAGACUGCUGUGAUUGUUCUCGCUUUCAUAACAGGCUCCUAUGAUGCCUCCUCGGCUCUUUUUGCGGUUGUAAACCUGACUUAUAAGGCUGGAAUCCCUCUAAAAACUACUUUUCUAAUCCUUGCCUGUUGUGGCCUUGCUAUGGGUGUGUUUAGUGCGUGCUUCAUCUACUCAUACUGGCUUCCGGAUAUGGGAAAGUAUAAGGACGAAGUCAGUUCUAUCGACAUUUAUGCAGAAGAUGACAUAGAAACUUUUCGGGAAAAGGAACGAGAGGUGAAAAGCUUGGAAGAAUAUGAUGCGGAGAGUGAGGAGGCAAAAAGUGAACCUUCGCUCGAUGCUGCAGCAGAUGCUGUUCUGUCCGAACUCUUUGAAACGCGUCGAAAAUCACUCAAAUCUCUGCCUUUUUUUGUGUGUACACUGUUUUUUGCUCUUGCGCUUUUGAGGUUUACCUUCUUCCUAGGAGAACUUACUCCUGCUGCCAAUGCUCACUUUAACGAUUCCAAUAUUACAAAUCGCAUUGCAAGCACCCUCUCCUUUAGCCUCGCAGGUGGCAUCUUAGCUGGCCUCCUAUGCGGUACUGUUAUUGACAAGCUGCGGGCUAUUUACCGUCCAAAAAUUGCCAAUGUUCUCAGUUUGGAAGACUCGAUUGAACGCUCUUAUGCCUUAUUGUGGAUCAAAUUACGACCUAUGGCCUUUUCCAUGUACAUAAUGGCUACUUUCUCCUUGAUAGUUAGCUGUCUGGUCUUUGUGGGCAAAGAAGAAGUCUAUUAUGUCAACUUCUUUUUCCUUGUACUCAUGCGUGGCUUCCUGUUUAGCACUUUCUCCUCUUCAAUCAUGGCUGCCUUUCCAAUUGCUCAGUUUGGCACUCUCUAUGGCAUUGGUGGCUCCCUUGCUGGUGUAUUUUCAUGCCUUCAAUACGCCCUCCUCAUACCUUCGCCAACAAUAGGCAAUGGUUGUGGUCUGGCCAUUGCUGUGCUGCUCUUCAUCCCACCCACCGUUAUCCUCUUCAAAUCUAUAGCCUGCAUGAAACGCAUCCGUUGA